This is a messenger RNA of Phodopus roborovskii (desert hamster), 739 nucleotides long. It is a transcript of the gene Polr2d, whose product is annotated as RNA polymerase II subunit D. Gene Ontology annotation, molecular function: nucleotide binding; translation initiation factor binding. The coding region runs from base 49 to 477 and encodes 142 amino acids. Gene Ontology annotation, biological process: positive regulation of translational initiation; nuclear-transcribed mRNA catabolic process, deadenylation-dependent decay; transcription initiation at RNA polymerase II promoter. The transcript has 4 exons. The record is from RefSeq and is a predicted model, not a curated record. NCBI's taxonomy places the organism in Eukaryota, Metazoa, Chordata, Mammalia, Rodentia, Cricetidae. Gene Ontology annotation, cellular component: RNA polymerase II, core complex; P-body.
UCGCGGCUUCCGUUUCCGGUGGUGUCUGUGGCGGUACAUCCCAAAGCAAUGGCGGCUGGCGGCAGCGAUCCCCGGGCUGGCGACGUAGAAGAAGACGCCUCUCAGCUCAUCUUUCCCAAAGAGUUUGAAACAGCUGAGACUCUUCUAAACUCUGAAGUUCACAUGCUUCUGGAGCAUCGAAAACAACAGAAUGAGAGUGCAGAAGACGAGCAGGAACUUUCAGAGGUUUUCAUGAAAACCCUAAACUAUACAGCCCGCUUCAGUCGUUUCAAAAACAGGGAGACCAUUGCCAGUGUUCGCAGCUUGCUUCUCCAGAAAAAGCUCCAUAAGUUUGAGUUGGCCUGUUUAGCCAAUCUUUGCCCAGAGACUGCUGAGGAGUCCAAAGCUCUGAUUCCAAGCCUGGAAGGGCGUUUUGAAGAUGAGGAACUGCAGCAGAUUCUUGAUGAUAUCCAGACCAAGCGCAGCUUCCAGUACUAAUGUUCAGACACCUGGUCCCGAGACGGCACAGAAUGGCACCACAGCCCUGCCUGGUCAGCCUCACACAGGAGUGCAGUUGCAGAAGAUGCUUGGGCCGCUUUUGUAGAGUUUCCUUUAUUGAGAUACAAUGUCACUCUGAAGUCUCAGACUCCUGACAGGCCUUCUGCCUCAGCCUCCCAAGUGCUGGGAUUACAGGUGUGAGCCAACACUCAUGGCUUGGCUUUUGAAGAGGAAAGCUAUCUUGGUGGUGGUCUGGGUACUG